GACUGCUUCUACGCCUCCGUCUUUGAAAAUGAGAAUCCGGAGCUGCGAUCACUGCCCCUUGCAGUGCAGCAGAAACAAAUCGUCGUGACAUGUAAUUACGAGGCACGGAGACGAGGCUUGUCUAAGCUGCAGCUCAUCAAAGAUGCGAAGAGAAUCUGUCCCGAUGUGGUCAUUGUCCUUGGCGAAGAUCUCACGCGCUUCCGAGAUGCCUCCAAGCAGCUCUACCUCUUUCUGAGAUCAUUCUCCUGGAACCAAAAAGUGGAGAGACUAGGCUUCGAUGAGGUGUUUAUGGAUGUCUCUGAUAUUAUCGAUUACAACCUGGCACUAUUGAACCACCAUGACCUCGGGAACUCAUUCUUCUGUCUCUCCAAAAAUGACCCAACCACUGGUUUUCCAUUCGAUGCGUCUCAGGUCGCCGGCUACACCUACCCAAAACCAUCAGACGGGGACGCAGGAUCAGAAAAUGUCUCGACCGCCAAUGUAUUGCGGCUCCGAUUGCACCUCGGAUCCCACCUUGCCCAGCAUCUGCGGGAAGCUCUGCGUGCUCAAAGGGGGUAUACUUGCACUGCCGGUGUGUCGACCAAUAAACUCCUUUCCAAACUUGUCGGCAACCUCCACAAACCCGACAAACAGACGACGCUUCUACCGCCCUAUGAAGAUGAAGGCGAUGGAGUUGACAACGUCACCUCCUUCAUCGACAGCCAUGAAGUGGGCAAAAUACCUGGGAUAGGGUUCAAGCUUGCAGAGAAGCUGCGCAAUUUCGUUCUCCAGCCCAAGACAACAGAAGCCGUUGCCGAAAAUUGGCACCAACCAAAGCAACCAGUCCUGGUCGGCGAAGUGAAGCGACAUCCUGACAUGAGCGUUGAGACACUCGAAAGGGUCCUCGGAGGUCCAGGUGUACCUCAUGGUAAAGGCACGCGGGUCUGGAACCUCCUCAACGGCUGCGACGAUACGCCCGUUGGACACGCGCGAGACGUUCCCCGCCAGAUUAGCAUCGAAGACAGCUACGGACGGCUGGAUUCUGAGACGGAGGUGGUCAAGCAGCUCAAGAUUCUAUCGGCAAGUCUGCUGCGGCGGAUGCAUGCUGAUCUUACCGUGGCCGAGGAAGAAGGGGCGGAUGGGGAAGAUGGCGGUACUUAUGCAAGAGAGAUCAUUGCAAAGAAACGCUGGCUUGCUUUCCCCAAAACCAUCCGUCUCUCAACUCGUCCGCGGCCACCACGUACUGGUGAUGGCACCAGAUAUCGAGCGCUUCCAAACCGUAUAUCGCGCUCUGCGCCGAUGCCCAACUUUGUAUUCAGCCAUAAAGAGUCUGUGCCUGCUCUGGCAGAACGACUAACAAUGGAAGUACUAGUUCCCUUGUUUCGCAAGCUCCACCCGGAGAAGAAGUGGGAUUUGAGCUUGGUGAAUGUCGCGGCUACGGAUAUGCUGGAUGCGGCUAGUGAGAAGGGCGGGCCGGGGAGGAAUAUCAAGGAUAUGUUUAGGAGGCAGGAUGGUGUGCUUAGGCAGUGGAGAGUUGAGGAAAGCAGUGGAAGCACUAACAAUAAUUAUGAAGAGGAAAUGAUCGAGGGCAGUGUCCCGAAGAAGGAGAAGAAUACCCUCCAGUUUGCUAGGACGGGCUCGGAGGAUAUACCCACACAGUCGCAGGAAGCGAUGUAUUUCGAUGAGUGGGAUGACGGGGAUGAGGAUAUGCUGGAUGAUGAUAUGUUUAAGUGUGAGCAGUGUGGGAAUGCGAUGCCACUGUUUGCCAUGGCGGCUCAUGAACGGUGGCAUGACGGACAGUAG
Molecule: messenger RNA, 1782 nt
Organism: Westerdykella ornata
Lineage: Eukaryota; Fungi; Ascomycota; Dothideomycetes; Pleosporales; Sporormiaceae
Product: DNA/RNA polymerase
Exons: 4
Biological process (GO): translesion synthesis
Molecular function (GO): damaged DNA binding; DNA-directed DNA polymerase activity
Source: RefSeq, a predicted model, not a curated record